AUGGAAAAUCCAGGUAAAAAUGUGACGGAGGAUGAGGUACCUAAUGCGAAUGCAAUUAAAUCGCAUAGAUCACCACGCGGUAAAAAUGGCCCAGUCGAAAAUAAAGGUAAUGCCUGCGCCUCAAACGCUAAUGUAGCAAUUAAUUUGCCAGAAACGACGACAGCAAUUCUCAAUACAGGGAUUUUAGAUAGGAGGCUCUCAAUUACAGACACAGAGGAGCCUUUUGAUAAUUUAGAAAGCAAGGUUCAGGCACUUGUUGGUAUUAUGAAUAGCCAGCGUCAUAUAAAUCAAACAAUGAAAGACCUAGUAGCAAGUAUAUCACAGGAGAUUAAAAAAGCUAUUGCUAAAUACAGAAGCCCAGGCCUGUCAAGGACAACAGUGGACGCGCAGACCCAAUGUGGUAACAAUGAAGUAAAGAAGCGUUUAGUAGAGAAGGCUAAAACAGUGAAAAAUCAAUUGCAUCAGAUGUCUGCACCUAGUAGUUUGCCAAUAGUCAAUAUUACGAAUAGUGAAUCGCAGCCGAAAAUAAAUGAUAUACGCAAAACAACGUGGACUAAAGUCACUCGUAAUAAGAGCAAAGAAGCACCUGCCAAUGUAAGAGAGAAGUCCACACGUCCAGAAGCGAUAAUUGUACAAAAAAAGGGAGAAGCAAGCUAUGCCGACAUGCUCAAGAUGUUAAAGUCGAACUCUGAACUGGCAGAUUUGGGUUCAACCGUAAAUAAAAUACGAAGAACUGCGAAAGGCGAACUCAUGUUGAUUCUUAAGCGCGGACCUGAAGUGGACGCAAACAAGCACAAAGGUAACAUCGCAGAAGUGCUUCAUGAUUUCGCUGACAUACAUGUAGUAAGCCAACAAACCACCAUUGAAUGCCGUGACUUAGACGAGACCACAACAGUUUCAGACGUUUGUACCGCCAUUAGAAGCCAAUUCCCUAGUAUUGAAAGUAUGAAGCCAGAAGCGGUAAAAGUAAUUCGCCCCUCACGGUACGGGACACAAAAUGCGAGAAUCGUUCUUCCCACUCGCGACGCUAAAAUUCUAAUAAAUGCUGGGCGCAUUCGGAUUGGCUGGGUAGUAUGUAGAAUUAGAGAGUUCCUACAACCAACUCGAUGCUAUAAAUGUCUAGAAUUUGGACACGUUUCAAAAUACUGCAAAAAUGAUACCAAUCGAGCAGGAGCGUGCUUUAGGUGUGGUAAUACAGGUCAUAAAGCCAAAUCUUGCGACAAGACACCCAGGUGUCUGCUAUGUCCUGCCGAUAAUAACAAUCAUGAUAUGUUAAAUAAAAUCUGUCCAGUCUAUCAAGCCGCUUGUAGAAAAUUACAUAUACAUGGUUAA
Molecule: messenger RNA, 1332 nt
Organism: Teleopsis dalmanni
Lineage: Eukaryota; Metazoa; Arthropoda; Insecta; Diptera; Diopsidae
Exons: 1
Coding region: 1-1332 (443 amino acids)
Biological process (GO): positive regulation of cytoplasmic translation
Cellular component (GO): cytoplasm
Molecular function (GO): mRNA binding; zinc ion binding; single-stranded RNA binding
Source: RefSeq, a predicted model, not a curated record